GGCGGUCCAUUGCCCUUCAAACCGGUCCAAACCGGACCAUCACUGUCCUUAUAUACGUUGCAUCAUGCCUGCUCAUAGAACUUAGGUCAACUGCAACAUUUCUUGAUCACAACAUAUUACAAUAUUCCUAAGCAGAGAGAGAGAGAGAGAGAGAGAGAGAGAGAGAGAGAGUUUGAAUCAAUGGCCACCGCCGGAGAGGAGAGCCAGACCCAAGCCGGGAGGCACCAGGAGGUUGGCCACAAGUCUCUCCUUCAGAGUGAUGCUCUUUACCAAUAUAUUUUGGAGACCAGCGUGUACCCAAGAGAGCCUGAGCCCAUGAAGGAGCUCAGGGACAUAACAGCAAAACAUCCAUGGAACAUAAUGACAACAUCAGCAGACGAAGGGCAGUUCUUGAACAUGCUUCUCAAGCUCAUCAACGCCAAGAACACCAUGGAGAUUGGUGUCUUCACUGGCUACUCUCUCCUCGCCACCGCUCUUGCUCUUCCUGAUGACGGAAAGAUUUUGGCUAUGGACAUUAACAGAGAGAGCUAUGAACUUGGCCUGCCGGUCAUCCAAAAAGCCGGUGUUGCCGACAAGAUUGACUUCAGAGAAGGCCCUGCUUUGCCUAUUCUUGAUCAGUUGAUCGAAGAUGGGAAGCAAGGGUCGUUCGACUUCAUAUUCGUGGACGCGGACAAGGACAAUUACCUCAACUACCACAAGAGGCUGAUCGAGCUUGUCAAGGUUGGAGGCCUCAUUGGCUACGACAACACCCUAUGGAACGGCUCCGUGGUUGCGCCGCCGGACGCCCCGCUCAGGAAGUAUGUGAGGUACUACAGGGAUUUUGUGCUGGAGCUCAACAAGGCUCUUGCCGCUGAUCCUAGGAUUGAGAUCUGCAUGCUCCCCGUGGGUGAUGGCAUCACUCUCUGCCGUCGGAUCAGCUGAGCAUCUAAUCUCAAGUCCUUAUGAUCAGGGUUCAUUCUUAAUGUAGAACCCACGAAAAAGAGAGAGAUUUAUGUAUAUCUUGUUGCUGUUUCUUUUCCAUGAACCUAGAAACGGGAUUCGCAAUUAAAUGCCAAAUUAUGUUGCUGUUUCUCUUUA
Molecule: messenger RNA, 1077 nt
Organism: Eucalyptus grandis
Lineage: Eukaryota; Viridiplantae; Streptophyta; Magnoliopsida; Myrtales; Myrtaceae
Product: caffeoyl-CoA O-methyltransferase
Exons: 5
Coding region: 181-921 (246 amino acids)
Molecular function (GO): O-methyltransferase activity; S-adenosylmethionine-dependent methyltransferase activity
Source: RefSeq, a predicted model, not a curated record